Drosophila busckii is the source of this 1068-nucleotide messenger RNA. RefSeq names its product maker682. Lineage: Eukaryota; Metazoa; Arthropoda; Insecta; Diptera; Drosophilidae. The record is from RefSeq and is a predicted model, not a curated record. Bases 18 to 1046 code for a protein of 342 amino acids. The transcript has 2 exons.
GCUCAAACGUUACAGAGAUGCCAAAGGUUGCGCUUAUAUUAGUCUUGUUCCUCACUUUCUCACUAUGUUUGGUUGAGAGCAGCUUUGUUGUUGUUGGAGGUGGUGCGGCAGCAAUAGGUGGUGGUGUUGCUGCUGCGGCUGGUGGUGCAGCUGCUGCUGCGGCUGCUGCUGCUGCUGCUGCAGUAGCUGCUGCUGGAGCUGCUGGAUUCGCGGUGGGACUUGGAGUGGGAGUUGUGGGCACACUUGUUGUUAUUAGAUUCCUAUUAAACCUCGCUGUGAACAUACGAAGUUUCCUGGAUAUGGUAAAAGGAUGCGGCACGUUUCUAUCGUUACCCUUCAGGGGAGUCCUUGGCUAUGUGCAAAAUUUAUUUAAUAUUCUUCUCAAAGUGCUCAAUGUGUGUCCUACUCCUCUCAUAAACGAUGUCGGCUCCGGCCGCGGCCUUGGAGCAUCUCUGGCAGCAGCUUUCGGUCUAGGGCCGAAAGUUAAUCCUGCUGAAGGAGUUCCUAUAAGUCUUCCUGGCUCUAUUGGAGGACACAUUUCUAUCGAUCGACCUGAUCUUGUUCCUGGCGCCCCACCUGGACUUCCUCCUGGCUCUCAGCCUGGAGUUUAUACUGUCUCUCAACCUGGCAUUCUAGUUGACCCCAAACUUAAACUUGGAUUGCUUAGACCACGAGAGCUUACUUUAGGGCUUAAAGCAAGGAUUGAUGAAAAGCUUCAACGGCGGAUUGGCGUUGCUGGUGGCGUAGGUGGAGGUGUUACUGGUAGCCAAGUAUUUGGCGGCGUUGAUUUUGCUGCGGGUACUUGUCCCAGUCUAGUGGCCGAUAAAGGUGUUGGCCAACCUUCCGAGCAGUGCAACAGAUACGCUUCUCAAUAUUUCCCAUCGAUUAUUCGGGCAAUUAUCAAGGCUGCUGUCGCCAUUGUGCUCCCUCCUUGGCCUGGAGCGUCGAAAUGCGAGAAAGAAAGUCGGGCAAUGCUGUUGCCAGUAUUGACACAGGCAAGGACAUGUAUUGCAGCUGCACCGCCAGUUGACAGGAGAUGUCCGUAAACCCAAUAAAAACUGAAUGAAU